Spirometra erinaceieuropaei is the source of this 12938-nucleotide messenger RNA. The record is from the annotation of a GenBank genome assembly. Lineage: Eukaryota; Metazoa; Platyhelminthes; Cestoda; Diphyllobothriidea; Diphyllobothriidae.
AUGCAAGUCUUCCCUAAAACAGCAGCGGCCAUCUUCAAGGUAAGCUAAAUAACCCCUGGCAAGGAAAUGGGAGAGGGUGUCUCACGACUCACGGACCGACGAUGCGAGCACCCAAUCUCUGUCAUCGUGGCCAUUCUGUGCAGGGCCCACUCGUGAAACCCCCAUUACCACCAUUGUCGUAUGACACGAUUCACAGUCUACCGACAGUUAAGUGAAUCCUUCACCCUAACGCUUCCAACAAUACCACUUAUGCUUCUACCAUCAUCACCAACAAUAAUGCACACUCAAUUCAAACCCUUCCCAAUUACGACAUCACUUGUAACAGGCAGACCACGGAUCUCUUUUUCUUGCAUACAAAUUAAAUGCAGAUACUGCACAAACGAUAAGACAAUCAUAAAGACACAAGAAAUGUCUUUCAACAGAACACAGAAUGGAUGUAUUCGUCCAUCCAAGGGCAAUCACACUGUUAAUAUGUCUUUCCGAGUGGAACAUUUUUAAUAACACAUUGAACAGGAAAACCGGACACAAACGCACUUCCCAAAACAGACAAGAGAUUUACUUCGACUUCCUCUGGCAACCAGAGCCUGUAGUAGAACUCAUCGUAGUACGUUAUGUGUUCAGGAAAUACGAGUCCGGAGUAGACUCGCUGACGGGGCCUGCGCUGGAAAUGACGAAUGAACAAGGUGAUUUGCACUGGGAUAUUGUGGAAGGUAAAAAUGCGUCGGCUCACUUCACCGAAUCCUGUAGGAAAACUUCCGAUUGUCUAGGCGUGUACGCUCCCCCUUGACUUUGUUAGGGUGACCACGCAGGUGACUCGUGGUCGUGAAUUCAAAGAAGUCGUCAGUUUUGAGCGAACAUUCAUGCCCGUGGAUAAUGCGGAAUGUCCAUAACAGGUCACACCUCAUUCGUCUAUAGGAUAGGGGGAACAAAUUUAACUGGAUCAGUCUUUCUGGGUAUGACAAGGGUAUACAAGAACUUUCGCCUAGAACAUUCAGGCCGUUCUACAACGUCAGCCCAGACAGCAUGUUAUAUCGUCCCAACUGUCAUCAAAGUUUGUGAGCGCACGAAACCACGCAGGCAAGAAUGCGACAAGUUAAAUGACACUUGAUGGGGUUGUUGCUGUUGUUGUUGUUGUCAUGAGGUCGAAUGUGUUUACCCACUAGACGUGUUCACCUCAUAAUCAAGCCCACCGACAGCCAGGCCCACACAAACGCUCAUUGCUUUCGGCGUCUGCAAACAGGGUCGCUGGCAUACGCGUCCAGAAUGUCGUCAAGGUUCACGCUCCGACUAAGAAAACCCAAACUCGCUCACAGCGCCGCGCGAGGGAGCGACUCUGUGUAUCGUCUUAAAUAAAUACAGACCGUUUAGGACCCACUGUGAUUUUUGAGGAAGAUGAACAGAUCGACUUGAUACCCAGUCGUAUAUAUGAGAAAACACAUGUAUAAGGCUGGUGGACACAGCGUCUCGCGUCUCAUAGUUAACGUUCAACAACCAGCGAACACUGAUUCAAAGCCGAUAUAAUCCAGGCCAGUUCUGUCAACGUCUUUUUGGGUUAUUUUCGCUAUUUCAGCAGUUGUGACAAAAGUUGCGUCUCAUAAGUUGGACUGUUGGCCACAUCCGCUGGCACACCAUUUGGGUCGCAAAGCGGGCUAGAGCAGAGAUGUGCUGAACCAAAUCAGGAGUCCGCUUGGCUCACAUACGAGUCAGUGCGGCUGCGCAGGGUUCGUGCGAGCUCAUUACUACUACCACACACGAGGGAGGCGGGGGCGGCCCGUCCCAGUAAUGAGUCUUUGCACUGCGUAAGUCAUUGUGCUCGGCCAGAAUAGCAUUUGAUUGAUGGGCCCGGGGGUCCUCUGGGUCGGACAAUUGUGUGUAGCUUGGACUGUGCAAGACGAAGGAGAGGUUCCUGUCUUACGGGAUCGGUGGGAAGGGGGGGUUUUUAGGGUGGGGUAAACGGGGAACCCAUCGAAGAGUAAGAAAAAAAAGUAAAAAAAGAGGUUCACAAUGUAAAUAAUAAAGUUUGUUUGAGUUGAAAAUGUGCCGAAAAUUCAAAAAGGAAGUCGUAACCAAUUGGAGUAAUAUACCCAAAGCCAAGGCCAUUCGGCCUAAGGUGCCCCAGACAAUACUGCCACUGAUGAUGAAUCCUGGUCAAAUGCCAGCGACAAGUAGGGCGGUGGAAAGUGAACCCGAAGAACGGUAAGUAUGAAUGCAAAAUACGGAGGACGGAAUCCGAAUUUAUUAAUUUGUUCAAUAAUUACCAAACAUUUCCCACUUAUAGAAGGGUGACAGCAAAGAAGAAACGUAAGGCAGCUCCACAAGCUAAUAAUGCCAUCGGAGAUUGAACAGACCCUGUAUAUUAUCCAGUCCCCAUAUGUAGUGCAAUAGUUACAAGCUAAACGAGGCAUGGCGACGGAAGCCAGAUGUCGCUGUCGUAAACCGAUGCCGUUGCGAAUAUUGCGUCAGCACACAGACGAGUUUGACUUCAGGUACACGAAAAUAUUAAUAUAAUGCAUUGCCUAGGUGUAACAAAUGUGGUACCAAAAGGGCACUGAGAACUGGUUCGGUGUUUAUGGAUAGUCGCCUGGCUUUAUCGAAGGUCCCAUGUGGCUCAUGCCUAUCCAGUAUCAGAAGAGCACUCGGAAACCGAGAUAUUUAGCAGCUGACCGGAAAGGUAAGCAGUGAGAUGUUAAUGAUGUUGUACACAUAGUUCAAUAACAGCAGCCAGUGGAAUAACAGCCAGGGAGAACAACUGAACGGCCAGGCAAUUGACAUUUUGGCCACUGAAAACUGGUACAACGGAAACAGUUUGUAAUUCUUUCAUACUCCGCACUGAAAUAGUGAAUUCCUUACUAUACCUCUGAACCUUUUUUUCCAUUUUGUCCCAUAACCCCAGCCGAAAAUGCGCCAACGGGGAUUGAUAUCGUAGUGUUUGAAGGGAUUUAUGGAAAACCUAUGAACACCCUAACUACCGAUCAUGACCAAUCGGAAGGCUACUUCGUAAGUACGCUGACCGUAAAACCGAUGAAUGAUGUACGUAUAACGGGAGAGCCAAACAUACUGGUAGCUGUUCCAAGCCGGCUGCGGUUGGGUGUAGGGAGGGGAAGUGAGCCGUACGGCAGGCAAAGAAAGCAAACGGCAAGCGGCCUUAGGAGACCGCACAGGAAGCCAGCAACCGGGUUUAACGUCUGUACGGCUAAGCCAUGAAGGGCUAGUUCAGCCCCUGAAGUAUGUAGAAAGGGCAGGUGCACUGGCGGGCCAGACCUGCACCGAUUAAGUGCACCCAACGCCUACGCGCCUAACCAACUCACGCGGUAACCGCAGGGAACGCGGUAUGGGAGGCCCCCCCCCCCCCGCGAUCGAAUACAACGGGGCUGUUUCUUAAAAGGGGGGGGGGUGAGGGGUAGCGAUCCGUUAACACGACUGAAGCAGCUCGCAAUUAGAAGGAUAAAGGAAAGCGUGUUGAACCGCAAUCGGCAAAGGUUAAUUCUUUCGCCUUUUACUAAAGAUUUCCGUGUGGGGGGUGCAAUGCAAUGAGCCCAUAUAGACAGUCUUGCAGCGCCUCGUUCUCGGGGCGGUUAAAGUGAAGGAGAAAUUCAUCCUGACAGAGCCUCUACGCCAAAUAAAGCAAACGUAGCUGGAGUACCCAGUCGUAGUAAUGUAGCAAGCACGCUAAGUGGCCGAUGAGGGGGAAUGUGAACGUGAGCAAUAACAUGAAGGAAUUUACAGCAUAACCGCCCUUCCUUCGUCCAAUUGGCAGCUGUAAGUAUAUGCGGGAGGUAUGGCAAUGGCAACUCAGCAGCGGACAAGGUAUACCAAAGCGAGGUCGAAUAAAUUACACCCGCGCGGCCGAAACGCCUGAAAUAUGUAACUUAAUAAAAGCACGCCUACUGAUAGGAAGCAAGUACGUCAACAAUGUUGACUCAUAAUGCCAGGCUACACGGAAUUGUCUCGUCGUCCUCUGUUGCAUGUGAGGGGGAAGGGCGUGCGAAAUGGACGCUGAGGAAUCCGUAAACAAUCAAAAUCAUUACGUUCUUGACUAAUAAUUAAACUGACGCAAUGGAGUCUAUCACAAUGCGCCCAGAGUCGUGGUUCGGGAGGUCGUGGUCAGUCAUCGCAAGGAGACUGAAAGUCGGACUCAAGGCUUCCUCCCCAAUGUGACUUUAAUAGUCACAGUCAUUGGAGAUCCCAGCCGCCCCUACGAAGAACUGGCACAUGUCGUGGGGGGGGCGAGGCUGCGUGUGGCACGUGCAGACAGGUUGUUCAGCUUUGCUGGCCACCGUGGCCGCGACCACUUCUGAUCGGAGCAAAGUCACACAUGAGAAUAUGCAGCACUCAUGUAGGUGGAGGCAUGUCCUAAUAAGCAAAAUGGUCAGAUUUUAUAAGGCAAAUUUGCAGUAGAUGUGUCAGGAUGUAGAUGAAAUGUUUACCGAAAUUCUGAAAUGCGUUUUCGAAUCAAAAAGAUUGCUUAAGUAGAUUUGUUUUGUUAAUCAACAUGCAGCAUAAUCCUAUGGUAAUUCAGUUACGUCGAGAUGCCGGCUUUCGAACGAACUUCUUUACAGCUGAUUGAAAAAAAGUUGUAUCCGGUAAAAAUGACUAGUUAAUUAGCGUGACAUUUUCUCAUAGAUUUUUGAUGAUCGGAGAAAUUCAAACAUAUCUCUUAGAAAACAUGAGUAUACAUUUUCACUCCUUUAGACAUUUCGUUGAAAAUUGUGCCUUAUUCAAAUUUUAUACUUGAGGAAAAUGUAUAAGUCUGCUUUAAAUAGUUUUUUCGUUCAUGAAAUUUUCAUUAGAGCGUGAAAUGCCGUUCACGAAAUAUCCUGUCUCUGCAUUUACUAAUGUUGCCUGUAAAGAAUGCACUUUGGUCCACACCCAAUGCCACAUUUUAUGAAUCCCAUAUAGUCUCUCGUUAAUGCAGUAGAGAAAUAUGUGGCUUUUCAUACACGGAAAAUGCACAACUUUUAAUUUGGAAACCCUGAAUGCAAACCCAACGGCUGGUCCGGUUCAAAAUUAUUCUGGAAUAGGAAAAGGGUCAGAUAUGAUUAUGUAGUCGCACCUGAGGUAAACCAGCCCUAGCCGCCUGUAAUAGGCGACCGGUGGUAAUAGGGGUUUUUACAGGUGGGGCUUGUGGACGCACAGUCGAAGAGGUCAAGUAAUUGCUAUUGGGAAUGCGCGGUUGUACUUUGAGUAAUUGAGAAAUGGUUGCCCUAAUCACCAACCCUAACCCGUGUUGCGGACAUGUAACAAAUCACAAUAAUUUUAUAGGAAAGUAAAUUUUCAAAGGGUCUUUCUUGGUGGCCGAUGGACGUCUCUUAAAACACCAAGAAUGCUUGAAGUUUGCCCUGAGAUAUGUGUUGCCUAAUUAACCUCAAACUAUACUUUUUCUAAUGCUCCUGCAAAUGUCUAAGCGGAUCACUUCGCCAACUAGUUUUCACAAUCAAAUAACUGUCCGCUCAGUGUACAAGAGAGACUAUUAAAUCCAUUAUAGGACCGCGAUUUAACUGCCUUCUCAAAUGGGAGACAUCAGGCAAGAUUUCUCGUGAAGCUGCCUCAAGGAGGGAAUAAGAAAUACACUGUAUUUCGUCAGUCGCGAACGGCAACUUAUUCCGUGUUCCCCAACUGACGCAGAAUUGCGCGUCAGUUAGUUUUUGAAUAAACAGAUGGGGCACUCUAUCCUCUCCUACCCACCUUGUACGGAUGGCAGAUCUGGUCGUGGCCACGGCGGGCGGCGAAGCUGUACAAACCGUCUACGCGUGCCACACACAGUCCCGCCCCUCUACAGCACUUGCCAAUUGUUCGUAAGGGCUGUUGGGAACUCGAGUGACUGUGAAUAUUAAAGUCGCAUCAGGAUGACGCCCAGUCCAUGCGGUGACUGAAUCCUCCUUCCGACCUUCCGAACCAUGACUUUCGGUGCAUUGUGAUAGACUCCAUUGCGUCAGCUUAAUUAUAGUGAGUAACGUGCUGAUUUUUCUUGUUUACGGAUUCCUCAGCGUCGGCUUCGCAGGCUCUUCGCCCUCUCAUGCUUGAAGUAAUAAAACUUCAUCAAACAAACAUUCAUGCGCACAAGACUGUCUGUCGCCUCUGUUUCAUGCGGUUACUGAUUGACCGACAGGACAACUAUGGGAUUCCCAUUAACAAACAACGAAAUACCUGAAAUAUUUACCGAACUUGAUGUACGUUCAGCACACUAAAUUAGUCCUUGGCCGUCACCGUGUAGUUAUUCACAACCUCCAAUAACCGACUGCAUCCGGUCAGUAGACAUGCUGGGCCGUUAUACACAUCUAUGUAUAUGAAUAACUGGCCACUACAACCCGUUUGAAAAUGUCGCCUGCCCUCUUCUAUGCAGUAUGUUUGUACGCAUCCCUGACAUUCGGUUGCAUUGAAUAUAAACGUAAGUUCUGGAUUAAUUAAAAACCCCAGAUUUCAAUAGCACAUUUUAUCCCCUAUAUGAUAUUUUUCGUCUCUCAAUUAGCAUAUACACGAAUAAACCAUGUAACCUGGCUUAUGCCUGCUAGCCACCGACAGGACGAUCCGAUCAACCAAUAAAACCGUCAGUUCGCAGAGUUAGGCUUGUCUGUUUUAUGUACUUCGAUGAGAAUGUCAAAAUGGCAAUUGAUGCAGUCGCCAGUUGAAGAUUUUUAAAACACUACGUUCAUUUACUAUCAUGUUUCCUCAAAUAUUCCAUAUUUUUCAUUACGAAACUACCACAUGCACGAUUAAACCAGGCAAAUUUGCUUGUGCUCGCCAGCUAUCCAAUCUGCUUAUCUACCAAGCUGUUAGCGCUCGGAGUUGGAAUCAUCUACUUAUUUCCACGAGGAUGAAAAUAGGCGAUUGAUACUGUUAGCCAAAACACGAGUUUCCGCCAGUUCGCUCAACGGCUCCGAAUGUUUUACGGGUGGUGGACAGAUUAAGCUGGGAACUGACCCCGCAGUUGCCCACGCAUCAUUUGCUGGUCUACUUAUGCGCCUACUGUAAACUGGCAGAUUUGUGCCCCAUUCAAGUGAGGGACGGCCUAACAACGAUCGUGCAAUCAUACAUGUAUUCCACCUCAACAAAUAACGUAAGGAUUGAAACGUCAGAUGGACCUCGUUGCCAAAGCCGCAUUGAAGGCCUUCAGUUCGGCAACGGAAGCAGCUGCAACCUACAGUAGAUGGCUUAACUCAUGAAAUGUCGAGACCGGCAUUUGAGUUGACGGGACGGCACAUAUUUGGUAUGGUUAUUUUUGUUUUUAUGAUUGAUUAGAAUCCCAAAAAGCCCUUUUCUAAAGAAUAGGUCAUGUUAUUUCAGUUUUAUUCAGAGGAAACGGACCAAAUUUAGGGAAAUUUUGAUAUCUCCGGAUAUCCGGUAUGAUUCCAAUUCAGUAUACGACUAUGAUCUACUACUUAAGACCGCAGCCAGCCUCUCUGCCUGCGACCUUCGAAGCAUUUUUAUCCCCGCCAACAGUCCGGACCUAAAUCUCAUCGAAAAUCUUUUUGCCCCAUUCAAGUGAUGGACGGCCUUACAACGAUCGUGCAAUCUUACAUGCCUUCAACUUCAACAAAUAACGUAAGGAUUGAAACGGCAGAUGGACCUUGCUGUCAAAGCCGCAUUGAAGGCCUUCAGUUCGACAAUAGAAGCAGCUGCAUCCUUGUUAGAAGAGAAGAGUGAAAGUCCUCUCCCCAAGAUCUCUGUCAAAUUCAUAUUAACUUCGCGAACGUAAGUUUCAUCCGUCAGGUGCGUGUAUCUGUUUCUUCAAAUACAUGAGCUUCUUUUCAGAUUGAAGGAUUCAGUGAAGUAAGCAGGCACACUAUUAUCUACAAUGACAUCCCAGUGCAAAUCACCGUACUCAUUCGUCGUUUCCAACGCAGGCCCCAUCUGCGAGUUUACUCUGCGCUUGCAUUUCCUCAGCAUACGACGUACUACCAUGAACUCAACUACAGUCUCUGGUUGGCAGAGAAGGUCGAAUUUAAUCUCUUAACCGUUUUGGGGAGCGCGCUAAUGUCCGGUGUUCCUGUCCAGUGUGUUGUUUAACACUCUCUUCGCGGAAAGUCCCAUAAACUACGCAUGCAAGAGAAAGAAACCCGUGGUCUGACUACUACCAGGAAUAAGUGCUUGCCUCUGCAGACACUUGUUAGCCGCUCAGAGUACGACGGCUUCACAAGUGAUCGACCAGGCCUAUGGCUUGUGUGAAAGUGCAGCCGUAAUUGGGAAAGGUUGGAAUUAAUUGCACAGCGUUUGUGCUGUUGGUGCUGCUGCUGUUGGUGGUGGUAGUGGUGGUGGUGGUGGUAGUGGUAGUAGAAGCAACGGUGUGUAAGAAACCCGUGGUCUGGUUGUUACAAGGAAUAAGUAUUUUUCUCUGCAGAGAUUGUAUUUACUCUUCAGAAAGUGGAGUACCGAAAUUAAAGACAGUCCGUUUGAGGCACGCGUGUGCUGCUGGGUUCACUGCCCGGACAAAGUGCGUCUAUAGGACACACGAGACGACGGGUUUAUUUGAUAGUGCCUGCAGUGCAAGGUUUUCAAUGUUGUCCAUAGCUGAUUGUCUCCAUUUAGUUGUAAUUUGUGGAGCUGACCAGCUGCUUUGUAUGGCAUCAGUCAAGUUUGUGAAUGUAAUGCCUGUCGAACGUAGUGUUCCUUGAGUUCCUACGGCACCGUACGCAAAAUGAAUUUCAUUUACUGCGCCGAUAUUGUGCAAAUGUACAUUAAUGGCGUCUGAGUGUAGGUAUAAAUCAACAUAUCCCGAGUCCACCUGCAAAAACGGGAGAAAAGAGACUUCGACUUUUGCCCUUGUAUUACCUUACGCACAAAUUCGGAUUAUACAUUUAUACAAACUAUUUCAUCUACUAUUUCUGACAUAGCCUCAUUUUUGUGUCUAUUUACCUGUAUGGCAUUGACGUCUGAUUUUAUUGCAAUGGGAAAUGUCCAUAAAAUUGCCAUAUUAUAUGGACUCAGUACAUGUCGUCGGAUAUACCGACACGUCUUUGCUGAUGAUUCUCAACAUAACAUGCCAGAGUUUUCCUUGAACUCGAGGACAGCACCCACUUUCAAGGACGUUGGAUUUAAUUCCCUCGUCUUUUUAGCUCUGCUCUAUGUUGCCUAAUUUGAAACCGAUUGAAAGAGUACACAUACCACUCCGCAUCGUAAAUUCAAAACACUGCUGUUUUUGUCGGUGUAUGAAUGUCAGUGAUUAAACUGUCAUCAUAUAAAAUGGUCAUAAAUGGAGCCUGCGUACUAUGUGCUGGAUGCUGAUUUCAACACUUGAAAAAGUCAGAUCGCAUGUCGUAAUCAGAUAUUUUCCUUCCCGCACCUGGCCGACAAACAAACAUUGGUGAAUCGCUGGGUUGGCUGCCGUCUGCAUCACCAGACGGGUUGUGCCUGUUUCGCCAUAGCGCAUGUAAGCUUGAAAGGAACAGGUUCUUUCAAAUUGUUUUUGAACGAAUUUGUGCAGAAGAACUCCUCUUCCUGAGGUUGGACAAGCCGGAGCAACUGAAGAGUAUCAAACGAAAUCAACUGUAUUCAGUGGUUUUGAGAACUUCGUUGAGUUUUUUUUUAUAAAAUAUGGUGAGAAUUGGUUAGUCUGUCGAAAGGUUCUUGCAAAAGCCACCAUCUAUCAUCUGCACCCCUUAACUAAGCCUGAUCAUCAGCAUUAUAGGGGGCCAAAUGAAACACAAGCCGAGACGAUGCAGCAAGGUAUUACGAUGACCCUGAACUAAGGCGUAUAGCCAGUUGUAUCUUCCUCGAGGCACAGGUCCGUACACAAAAAUCUGAAACUCCAGAUCAUGUGUGUGUGUGUGUGUGUGCUGUGCCCUCGAAACGGGCCACUUAUUAGAUGCGCUGGACCAACACGGGGGCCACAUCGGAUUCUGGCAGGCGCGAUCUGUGCGCAAUAGCAAAUGCCAACAUCAAGGGAGUGCGCUGGCAUUCCCUGUUGUCGUCAGCCGUGACACAACUGAGAUCACUGCCACGCUCUCCAUUGUUGUGGCGGUAAAAUCCUGGUCAUUUGUGUGUUGACCAGGGGAUGCGGAGUGGAGAGCCAAGGCGAGGAUCCGUUCAAGCCAUCCACCUGCGGCCUCCCUCGUCUCCGGUCUUCUUGACUUUGUCUUGACACCGGGCUCAGUCGGGGGAGGAGGAGAGAGUGUAGGUAGAUGCCGUGCAAGUCAACUGGCACUAUAAACCCCUGCGCAAGUCACCGUCCCUGCUCCCACCGCUGCUGCUGUGGGGCACACGGUGGACAUCGUCGAAAUCGAAGGUCGAACUAUCAAGUGUGUGUGUAUGUGUGUGUGUGUGUGUCAACCUCUACGUUGUCGGCCGCUACACUCCAAAUCGUGUGUGUGUUUGUGUGUGUGUGUGUGUGUGUGUGUUUGUGUCCCCAGCAGCACCUUCCACGGCCCUCGCACACAAGUGAGAGUUACGCCUUUCAACCCCCGUUGUGUGAAAUCCUGGUGUUUGUGUGUAUGGGGGUCCAGGUCGUGCUGUGGCGCGCGCAGGCAUGGUCAGUCGACCGUGUCAGCCACCGCGCCCAUUCCCCACUCCAGUUUGCCGACCGGCUCGGACAGCGGCUGGGGUGUGGGAAUGGGAAGGGAGAAUGAGGUCGACGACUCAGCGCAAUUUCUCCUCACUAUAAUCAAUCUGACGCGCUUGAAGCUAUCACGGUGCGCUAAAAGCCGUGGCUUGGAAGGUUGCCAACUGACGGGCUACCUUGGACCUCCUCCUUAACGGGAGGCGGUCUGAGAGUCAGGCUGCAAUGGCUCCUUUUUAAUGUGGCCUUUAUGGCAUUCCCACCACAGCGUGGGAUCCGAGUCAGGUGUCGGCGGCACGCCUAGGUGCGGCUUCGGCCGUGCCAGCCUCCAAAUCUCUUCUGUGUUGGUUGAAAUCCUGGUCAUUUGUUGUGUGGACCAGGGGGUGUGGUGGAACGCCAAGGUGAGGAUCCGUCCGAGCCAUCCACCUGCGGCCUCCCUCGUCUCCGGUCUUCUUGACUCUGUCUUUCACCGGGCUCAGGCGGGGGAGGAGGAGAGAGUGUAGGUAGGUGCUACGCAAGUCUACUGGCACUAUAAACCCCUGCGUAAGUCACCGUCCCUGCUCCCACAAUGCAGUCUGUGGGGCACACGGUGGACAUCGUCGAAAUCGACGGUCGAACUGUCGUGUGUGUUUGUGUGCUAUUCGGGUGUGUCAUUCACGGAAAUGUUGAUGUUUGGUGAUAGUUAAUCUAUAACGCACGACUGCCAGGAUUGCUGUGAAACAAUAAAGGCGAACAAUUCAAUCAACGGCAUUAUAGGACGUGUCAGUUACAAAAAAUGACUUACAAAGCUUGUAUGUACAGGCAGUAUUUGAAGGCAGCAGGUGUAGUAUCGCAAGUUGUACAAAUAUAUGAUGGGUAGGCAUGUCUUGCAGGAGACAACGAGAAGCUGCGUGCUGCUUACUAAGUUAUGCCUCUAGCAGUCAGGGCAACUCUGUAGUUUAUAAAUGUCUGGAUCUUGUAGUAUAGUGAAUUCUAGGUUAAAAUUAUCUGAGUGGCAGUUGCGGUAGGAUUUGCAGACAGUGGCCUUAUGACUUUGAAACACACAAGUUGGUGUCUCGCCUUCUAGCAGAAGAUAAAAAACUCUGCUAUCGCGUGCACAUACACAACCGCUAGGAUACGACCAUGAAGAGCAGGUUAUAUUGGUAAAACAACUAGACGCCCAUCGAAGCGGAUGCGAGAGCACCAUCCUUCAUGGCUAAAUCAAAAUCUGACGAGGUCUAUCGGUAACAAUCGGGAGAUGGCACCCAAAAAAUCCGUUACCUAGAAAUAAUACCUUUAACAGUGGACUCAAACGCCUUCAAGCUAUAUCAGCGGUUGCAGGCCUGCUUUCACGCAUUACUUGGACUUUCCCCGACGGCCUGGCAUGCGCUGGCCGAACGAACAUCGCAGGAGGUUACAUGGACGAUGGUCGCUGUUACCCAACCUUCCCCAUCGUUACACACGUACACCUGAAUAUACGGCAUACAUUCGCAUUAUGACAGUUUAUAACAAGACAAAAUCACUUUUAAAUAGGAUAAGUCUGCACAACAUCGGACAGGAACAGUUCCCAGUCAUCUGUCAAAGACAUGGCAUUGAGGCCAAACCAAAGACGAUACUGUACCUCGUCUAUGGGAGUCCACACAGCUCGACCACAUACAGGGUCUCCCUCGUGGAGUUUCCUCUUCAGUCUACUCUAGUAUGCCUCAAUGACAUUGGCGUGCCGUCUGGUGGUAGUGUCCUUGAAGUUCUUUGAGUGUUUAACAGAGAAAUGCAGAUAACCUUCUGAGGGAAGAUCAUUAUACGCCUUCCACUCGUCCGUUACGACUAUACUGCCUUUGGCGACCCAUUUUGUAAUAACGGAACGGAGAGUGGGCUAACUUCGAUCAUUUACCUGUUCAAAUAAGGCUUUCCGUCGGCUAGUAUCGUACAUCCCGACCAGCCACCACCCAUAAAACCCCUAUUACCACCUGUCCCGUAAGACAGGUUGCUUUAGUUAGGCGGAUUUUUUGGGUGCCAUCUCCCGGUUGUUACCGACCGCUAACAAGCACAAACGUGGAUCCCUUGGUUGAGAGCGGCCACCGGGGAGAUGUCAAAGAUCUAUAAAGUGUCGAUGAGACAGAGCAUGUUCCUGAGUCAGCGGAUGUGUACGACGGCAGAGACAGUGGCCGUACGGUUAGUCAACUCGAACCCUGUGCUCGCAUUAGGCGUUUGUACAAGCGCUAAGUCGGCGGGAAUACAGUGUCGCAACACUUAGAAUUGUCUAUUCCCCCACCAGCCUGUCUUACGGGCGGACUACUACUACUACUACUACUACUACUACUACUACUACUACUACUACUACUACUACUUCUACUACUACUACUACUACCACUACUACCACUACUACUACUACUACUACUACUACUACUACUACCACCACCACUACUACUGCUACUACUACUAUUACUACUACCGCUGUUACUACUAA